Hyaloperonospora brassicae is the source of this 1743-nucleotide messenger RNA. The record is from the annotation of a GenBank genome assembly. NCBI's taxonomy places the organism in Eukaryota, Oomycota, Peronosporomycetes, Peronosporales, Peronosporaceae.
AUGACCGACACGGCAGAGGUCUUCCGCCCGCGGCGAAGCGUCGAGACGCCCGCGACGUUCCGCCACAGUGAGUACUACACGCACGAGGCCACAGACCCCUCGCGCUACACCGAGUCGGGCGGCCAGCAGCGCGAGAGCUCCAUGUACGGACCGAACGGGCAGCGGCCGACCGAGAUGCGGCUCUUGGCCGUGGAACCGGACUUUGGGGCCGCGCCCGAGCGCACGCGGGACUACAAGGGCCGCAUCCAGACGUGGCCGGGACUGCUGCUCUUGCUGCUCAUUGUAGGGGGCGCGGCGGCGCUGAUUACGCUCAGUGCGAUGGACGUGAACGAGGCGGCGAACAAUAGAGCGGCAGCGUUUGAAGGCGCGUCGCGGCAGCAGCGGCGGAUCAAAGACGGACUGGCGGACGGGGACGUGCUCGUGUCGGACGACGGACAGGUGGGGAACCCGAAGAAGUACCCCGACAUGGGCUGUGAGCUGCCCGACUACCAGAGCAAAAGGGGAAAAAUCAUUGCCGUGUCCAAGAACGGCACGGAAGUGCCCGUGGGGAUCAAAGGCGUCAACUGGUUUGGCAUGGAAACGGGACUGGCCAUUCCAUUUGGGCUGUGGGAGAACACGGACAACGGCACGUCGGUCUACGAAGUGGCGGCGUUUCUCGCUCGCAAUAAGUACAACAGCGUCCGCUUGCCGCUAUGCAUUACCAAUAUCCUCGACGACGUGGCCCCGGAGAAGUCGCUGAUCAACACGAAUACGAAUCGAGCCGUCAACAUCACGUCGUACAUCACAACGAUCCAGUCGAUCGUCGAAGCACUGGGGUACCGCCACAUUUCCGUGAUGAUCAGUCUCCAUACGCUGGUGACGAAAGAAUCGGGCGGCGCCUGGUACAGUAAAGAGCUCGGCGUGACCGAAGACCAGUUCCUCGAAGCAGUGGACAUUCUGACCAAGAACCUAUGCGGGUCCAAGUACUGGAACAUCCUCGGCCUCGACCUGAAGAACGAGCCGCACGAGUGUUCCUGGGGCGGCGCUGCACCGGACUGGCAAAAGGGAGCGACGUUGAUUGGCAACCGGAUGCUGGAAGGCUGUCCGAGUUGGCUGGCGUUCGUCGAGGGCAUCGCUUCCAACGGAACGAUCACGCUGAAUGGCAAAGAGGACACUUACUUUGACUGGUGGGGCGGAGGGCUGGCCGACGCUGGUGCGAACCCCGUCACGUUCAAAGUCAAGAACAAGUUAGUGUGGGCCCCGCACUACUACAACACUGGCGUGAAUCCGACGUGGUAUUUCUACGACGGCGGCACUCAGACUGAGGAGGGUACGCGAGUGGACUAUGUCGAGCUCGACGACAAGACGCUGCGCAACAACGUGGAGAAGACGAUGGAAAAGAUGUUUGGCUACUUGCUGACGGAGGACGCGAACACGGCGAUGGUCAUGGGCGAGUUCGCUGGACUGUACAGCAAAGACGCCCACCCGAUGCUCACGACGAAGCGCACGACUGACUUUACGCUUGAGGUCAUGCUCCAAGCAGGAUAUGCAGGAGGGUACAUGUGGUCGUUGAACCCCGAGAGCGCGUACCAGUUCAAUCCGGCCGACACUCACGGUCACUUCACGGAAGGUCUGCUCGAGGACGACUGGCUCACACCGAACAAGGUGUUUGUGGAAGGCAUGGCUGUUAUGGACAAGUUCAAGGAUCACAAGAUGUUUCCGUGCUUCAAAGUAGAGGUGGCGGGUAGCUCGACGUCCGAGUGA